Emys orbicularis (European pond turtle) is the source of this 983-nucleotide messenger RNA. It is a transcript of the gene GPA33, whose product is annotated as glycoprotein A33. The record is from RefSeq and is a predicted model, not a curated record. The transcript is spliced from 7 exons. NCBI's taxonomy places the organism in Eukaryota, Metazoa, Chordata, Testudines, Emydidae. Gene Ontology annotation, cellular component: plasma membrane. Bases 27 to 983 code for a protein of 318 amino acids.
CUCUGUACGGAGGAUAAGGAGAGACCAUGAGAGCUACGAAGGGAUCUCAGCUGUUAAUGUUGAGUGUGGUUCUGGUGACUGCCCAGGCCCUCACUGUGAACACACGCGUCAAGGAAGUAAAGGUAGCACAAGGGACUAACGCCACCCUCCCAUGUGAAUUCCAGACCUCUGCUGCCACCAGCAGCGCAGACUUCGUUACCUGGAGCAAAAUGCCUCAGGAGGAAGAUGUUGUCACUAGGUAUUUUGAUGGCUUUGUGCGCUAUGGCCAGGGUUACGAAGGCCGUCUGCAGUUCCCUAGCACUCCAGUCACAGAUGUCAGCAUCACCCUCCAUGGGGUGACCAUGGCAGACAACGGAACUUACAGAUGCACUGUCCAAGUGCGUGAAGAUUUCCCCAGAGCCGCUGCAAAGAUAGAUCUUUUGGUCCUUGUGGCUCCAUCCAAGCCAGAGUGUAAAGUCAUAGGGACACCAGAAUACGGACAGACCAUCAACCUGACCUGCAACUCUCAACAGGGGUCUCCAAAACCUGAGUAUACCUGGCAAAGCUUCAGCGUACUGAAUCAGCCCCGACCACUGGUGUCAGCAUCAGGACAACAGAUAACUCUGAAGAACGUCUCUGCAGACACCUCCGGCUUUUACAUUUGCACUGCCACCAACAGCGUUGGACAGGAGUUCUGCAACAUGACAGUCUCCAUUGUACCUCCAUCCAUGAACAUUGCCCUCUACGCUGGAGUCAUUGGUGGCGUAGUUGCUGCAAUCAUUGUCAUCGGGAUUUUGGCCUACUGCUGCUGCUGCCGGGGCAGCAAGGACAAGGACUACGAGAUGACUGAGCCAGGAGAUGGUGAGAAGGAGCCCGUCAGGAUUCGGGGACCAGCUGAAGAAGAGAUAGAGGAUGAGGAGGAGGAGGAAUAUCGGACGAGUGGCAGGCCACAGAUGCCACCCACCAACAAACCACGACUAGAGAUUUCAUAUGCUGAGGCAUAG